AUGUCGUCCUUGAAAGAUGCGCCAAGCCUCAGCCAAACGUCACGCAAGGGCUUCUCAUUCGCUGCCAUAAAUUACGAUGACGACUACAUCGACUCAGUGGAAACGGCGGAGGAAACGCACCACGCCUCCAAGUUCACCAGUCGCUCGAAGAAAACCAAGACUCGCGACUCGAAAAAGUCAAAGAAAAAAGGAGCGGCACCUGUUUCUGAGGUGGACGAGCCCGUUUCCUCCUCGUCAUCUGUGAAGAAGACAUCCGGCAGCAAAGCUGUCGCCAUGCCGGACAAUCAAGGCGAGGACUACGCCGACGACUUCGAAAAUCCAGUGGACAGCGACGACUACAUCCCUUCCGUCGGCACAUCGCCACCCACGGCAGCCCUGAGCCCGGUCGCCAAGCCGAAGGCACUUAUGACUGACGUAGAAGCAGAGGAGAAGCGACUGUACGCUACGGUGCAGGAGCAGCUGCGCCUGGAGAAGGAAGAGGUGAUGCAGCGCAUCGCCAGGUGGGAGGCUGACCAGGCGCAAAAGGCAGAGGAAAUGCGGCAGCGCGAGGAAGAGCUCAAGCAGCAACUGGCCACGCAGAAGCAACGGGAGCAAGAGAUGAAGCAGCGUCUCAGCGACCUUGUGGAACAACAGGUUUCUCAACACGUGGCAGCCGCAAGCACAGCAGGAAAGGCUACCGCGGCACCCACGAAUACGGCUGCACACCGUGCGGCCGCGACGGCGGUCGAGUAUGCGGAAAUCGAGGAUGUGGAUGAACCAGGGACUGGUGUUUCUAGAGCGGAGCUACAGCGCCGCCGUCGCCGCGAACACGAGCGUGCCGUCAGCCUGCGCCGCGCUGAGGAGGAGGAGGCGGCGCACGCGCUCUUUCAACGACUCGCGCAAGAUGUACGUGAGGUGUUUCACGAGCUGAACCUCUCCGUCGUUGCGGCUGAGAAAGAGCGCCUCAUCAAGGAUGAGCGCUAUCGCCGCGAGCGAGAGCUACGUGACCGACGCGAGGAUAUGGCACGCUCAGAGAAGCUGGAGAAGGAGCUGAAGGAACGUGAGGAGCGGGAGGCGAAGUUUUGGGCCAUGGUCGAGCAGAGGGACGAGAAGUUCCGCACCUUUCUGGAAGAGCGUCUGAGCAAGGAUGAGGAGGAAAGAGAGGCGCGACUACGGCGCGACCUCGAGGAUCGUGCGACGCGGCUGCGCAACGAGAGGGAGCUGCGCGAGGAGAUGGACAAGAUGGAGAAAGAGCGGCGCGCCAAGGCAGAGGAGGAGUCGCGUCACCACGAUAGCCUCGUGCUCACGGCGCAGAUAGAGGAGGUGAGCGCUCGGUACCGUGCGCAGCUGGAGGAGGUGAGGAGGCAGAUGGAGGCUGACAGCCUGCGCAAGGACGAGCUACAGAAGGCAGAACUAGGCAUGAUGGCGAAGCGUCACGAGGCUGCGCUGGAGCAGCUGCAAAGGCAGCACGCGCAGCAGCUCGCCACGAUGGAUGGGCAUGUCGGCAACGUUAGUCGUAUCGAGGCGCUGGUGGCAACCAUGCAGGAGACAAUGGAAGCUACGAAGACCAUGAACGAGAAGCUGUUGGCGGAGCGCAUGCCAGUGCUGCAGCAGAAGGAGCGUCAGCUGGACGAACAGCAGGCCGUGCUGGACGCGAUGGUUGCAGAGAUGAAGACAAGCCAGGAGACGGUGGCGGCUGAGCGAGCCCGUGUGGCCGGCCUGUACGCCAAGUUCGAGCUCGCCUUAUCUUCCUUCAGCAAGAACAGCGAGGAGGACCGUCGCACCUUUCGCGAGGCCCACGCCCACUACGACACCCUCCGCCAGCAAGCGGAGAAGGAUCGUCGGCUCAUGCUAGGUGAGGUGGCACAGGAGCGCAAGUUACUAGAGCAGCAGUUUGAAGAGUUCCUCGCGAAGAAGAUGGAGGCGAUGGCGGAGCUGCAGAACGAGCGGAUUGCGAUCGCGCGAGAGCGGGCAGAGGCGUCCAUGGUGCGGGAGCGACAAAAUCGCGACGAGACAGACCUCCUCAAGGCUCUGCGCUCUCGUGAGGAGGAGUACAAGAUGAAGCUGGAGUCCAUCGAGUCUGACUGGGCCACAGCGUGUCACAUAAAGGACGAGCACAAGCGCUUGUGCGACGCCGCGGCCGCAGAGCGCCAGGCACUUCGGCAGGAGCGCGAGAAGUUUGAGGUCGAAAAGAAGGAGCUGCUAAGCCGCUUUGAAGCGAUUCGCCGUCAGGCCGAGGACGCUGCCAGCUCCCAGGAGCGCCUGCGGAUUCAGCUUAUGGGGGAUCGCAGCGACGCCCUUGACGGAAACGGAGCCGCCGUUGGGAUGCUGCGCGGGGGGCCGCUGGUGUGCAAUGCAGCCUCCCGCUUUCAAAUGGAUCUAGCACGACAGCGUGCUGUGCUUCAGAACAUAAGCUGA
This is a messenger RNA of Leishmania mexicana MHOM/GT/2001/U1103, 2397 nucleotides long. RefSeq lists its product as hypothetical. Bases 1 to 2397 code for a protein of 798 amino acids. The record is from RefSeq and is a predicted model, not a curated record. Lineage: Eukaryota; Euglenozoa; Kinetoplastea; Trypanosomatida; Trypanosomatidae. The transcript has a single exon.